GUGAAAGUCGAUGGAUAUAAAACAGCUACCUAUUUCCAGCUUCCAAACUGUUAACAUUUGCUUGUGGAAUUUAUGGAAAAAUGGACUUUUUGUUUGUUUGUUUUAUAAAGCAAUGGGAAACCCAGAAAACGUAGAAGAUGUGUAUGUUGCUGUUAUUCGUCCAAAGAAUACUGCUAGUCUCAAUUCUCGGGAAUACAGAGCUAAGUCAUAUGAAAUUUUGUUGCAUGACGUUCCCAUUGAAGGACAGAAAAAAAAGAGAAAGAAAGUUUUGUUGGAAACUAAACUUCAAGGCAACAGUGAAAUAACACAAGGCAUAUUGGAUUAUGUAGUAGAAACCACCAAACCAAUUUCUCCCGCAAACCAGGGUAUCAGAGGAAAACGAGUGGUACUAAUGAAAAAAUUUCCUCUGGAUGGAGAGAAGAUGGGCAGAGAAGCAGCAUUAUUUAUUGUUCCAUCAGUUGUCAAAGAUAAUACUAAAUAUACUUAUACUCCAGGAUGCCCGAUUUUUUACUGCUUACAAGAUAUUAUGCGAGUCUGUAGUGAAUCCAGUACUCACUUUGCUACACUCACAGCAAGGAUGUUAAUAGCCUUGGAUAAGUGGUUAGAUGAACGUCAUGCACAGUCUUACUUUAUUCCAGCUUUAUUCCGACCUUCUCCUCUUGAGCGGAUAAAAACUAAUGUCAUAAACCCUGCAUAUGCUACUGAAUCAGGUCAGACAGAAAACUCACUACAUAUGGGCUAUAGUGCACUAGAAAUAAAGAGUAAAAUGUUAGCCCUAGAAAAAGCAGAUACCUGUAUUUACAACCCUUUGUUUGGAUCAGAUCUUCAAUAUACAAACCGGGUAGAUAAAGUGGUAAUAAAUCCAUACUUUGGUCUAGGAGCUCCAGACUAUUCAAAAAUCCAAAUUCCAAAACAGGAAAAAUGGCAGAGAAGCAUGAGCAGUGUCACGGAAGACAAGGAACGACAGUGGGUAGAUGAUUUUCCUCUCCACCGAAGUGCCUGUGAAGGAGAUUCAGAAUUACUAAGCCGUCUUCUCAAUGAAAAAUUUUCAGUCAACCAGUUAGAUAGUGACCACUGGGCGCCCAUUCAUUAUGCGUGCUGGUAUGGAAAAGUCGAGGCUACUCGCAUAUUGUUAGAGAAAGGAAAGUGCAAUCCAAACCUUUUAAAUGGACAACUUAGUUCUCCACUUCAUUUUGCUGCUGGAGGAGGACAUGCUGAAAUAGUACAGAUUCUUCUAAACCAUCCAGAAGUUGACAGACAUAUAACAGAUCAACAAGGAAGAUCUCCAUUAAACAUUUGUGAAGAAAACAAACAAAAUAAUUGGGAAGAAGCUGCAAAAUUGUUGAAGGAAGCCAUUAACAAGCCAUAUGAAAAGGUUCGAAUAUACAGAAUGGAUGGAUCAUACCGUUCUGUUGAAUUGAAGCAUGGAAAUAAUACCACAGUGCAGCAGAUAAUGGAAGGAAUGCGUCUUUCUCAAGAAACACAGCAAUAUUUCACUAUUUGGAUUUGUUCAGAAAACCUCAGCCUUCAACUCAAACCAUAUCAUAAACCCUUGCAACAUGUUCGUGACUGGCCAGAAAUACUUGCUGAAUUGACUAAUUUGGAUCCCCAAAGGGAAACACCCCAGCUUUUCCUGAGAAGAGAUGUGAGACUUCCUUUGGAAGUUGAAAAAAAGAUUGAAGACCCAUUAGCAAUUCUUAUUCUCUUUGAUGAAGCCAGAUAUAAUUUAUUGAAGGGCUUUUAUACAGCUCCUGAUGCCAAACUGAUAGAUGUUGACAUGUGUGCUUACAGUGAAGAAAAUCUAAAAUCCAUUGUACCUAUUACCAAACUGAAAAGUAAGGCACCACACUGGACAAAUCGAAUACUUCAUGAAUACAAGAAUCUUAGUACAAGUGAGGGUGUCAGUAAAGAAAUGCAUCACCUUCAGCGCAUGUUCUUACAGAAUUGUUGGGAAAUUCCUACAUAUGGAGCAGCAUUUUUCACAGGACAGAUAUUUACAAAGGCAAGCCCCAGCAAUCAUAAAGUCAUCCCUGUGUAUGUAGGAGUGAAUAUAAAAGGACUUCAUCUCCUCAACAUGGAAACUAAGGCUUUACUCAUCAGUCUUAAGUAUGGUUGCUUUAUGUGGCAAUUAGGAGAUGCUGAUACUUGUUUUCAGAUCCAUAGUAUGGAAAAUAAAAUGAGCUUUAUAGUACAUACAAAACAGGCUGGUCUCGUGGUGAAACUGUUAAUGAAGCUAAAUGGACAGUUAAUGCCCACUGAAAGAAACUCGUAAAAGGAAAGUAGCUGGUACUCAAGCCACCACAUUUUGUAAUGCAGUUUUUUUUCCAUGAAAGAUUUCUUAAAAUAUUA
Messenger RNA from Propithecus coquereli (Coquerel's sifaka), 2349 nucleotides. RefSeq names its product KRIT1, ankyrin repeat containing (gene KRIT1). Gene Ontology annotation, cellular component: plasma membrane. The transcript has 17 exons. NCBI's taxonomy places the organism in Eukaryota, Metazoa, Chordata, Mammalia, Primates, Indriidae. Gene Ontology annotation, biological process: cell redox homeostasis; negative regulation of angiogenesis; regulation of establishment of cell polarity. The record is from RefSeq and is a predicted model, not a curated record. Gene Ontology annotation, molecular function: protein binding. Bases 11 to 2272 code for a protein of 753 amino acids.